This is a messenger RNA of Syngnathus typhle (broad-nosed pipefish), 5616 nucleotides long. It is a transcript of the gene rab44, whose product is annotated as RAB44, member RAS oncogene family. NCBI's taxonomy places the organism in Eukaryota, Metazoa, Chordata, Actinopteri, Syngnathiformes, Syngnathidae. Gene Ontology annotation, molecular function: GTP binding; GTPase activity. The transcript is spliced from 8 exons. Bases 1 to 5355 code for a protein of 1784 amino acids. The record is from RefSeq and is a predicted model, not a curated record.
AUGUAUCCUACAUUUAUUCACAUGUUUGUGCUGUAUUUGUAUGUAGGAAGGCACAUAAUGCCUGGUCCUACUGGAAAAAAGAGAAUUGGCUCUCGUCGGAGGGUGGCACCACAUGUUGAAAUGCCAGAGGAAUUGAGUGAAGGAGAUCAAGCAGAAGAGAUUGGUGAAUCUUUCAUCGGGUUGUCAAAUGAAGAACAUAGCCCUUUGGGAACUUAUCACAAGUCAAGCAGGAGAAAGCUAGGCUCAAAUAGACAACGUAAAAAAGAGAAUUCUGAGCAGUCUGCAAUUGAACCAUUCCACCAACUUACAAAGGAAGUUGAGCAAAAUGUGCAGACAGAAAAUCUUCAAGCAGAAACAAUAACUACUAGACAGGAAGUUAGACAAAGAGAGUUCAGUGAAGAAGACUCCUAUCAUUCAAUGUAUGGGACACAUUUGUAUUCAGCUUACACACCUGGUGAUGCUUCUGACCCGAGCUAUCUUGAUUCUGAUGUGGAGAGACAUCAACCCAUCGGUGAAAAAUUGCAUUUGGCGCAAGAUCCCCAAGAGAGUGUCUGUAAACAGGAAAAGCAGUCAGAUUUCCCAAUGUCAAUACAACAUAUUGAUGCAGAAAAGGAAGAUUUAAACGAAGAGCUACCACAGCCGUCUGAAGCUUUUCAGGGAGACCAUGGAAAUGUCAAACUGAAGGAAACAGAUUUUCCAGACAAUGCAGACACCCUCACUGAAAAAAGUAGCCACUGUGUAAAAAAUGUGGAAAGUAAAAACAAUGUUGAGGAAGUCAACGAUUCACCCUCGAUGGGGCAACUGCUUUCAAAAGAGGAACAUGAGCCUUUUGACUUUUCACAAGCCAAAGAUGCUCAGCGUCCAGAUCAAAGUGAAACUGAAGAGAUCAAAUCACCCGAAUCCGACCAAAUGGACCACCCUGAAAUUGUGACACAUAAUAAAGAUAUUGAGACAUGUCCUGAAAAUCUAACAGAUAAUGUAUUGGAAAUACAUAAAGUUGAUCUGAGUGUAAAAAUCCCUGAUUCAUGUUCAUAUCCACAAAACAAAGAGGAACAGAAGCUUUUGGAAGAAAACACAAAGGCUUUGUCUCAGAAAGAUAAUUGUCAGCCACCUAAUACCAACGAGGCAUUGAUCAUCAUAGAACAAAUGGAACCCGCACCUUGUCGGGAAGAAGUCAUCAACGACCAAGUGAAGUCUAAACAGGAACAGUGUACGGAUGGACUCUUGAGCCCAAUGAUGGACUGUGUCUUGUCACAACCAGAGACAAGUUUUGUCUUCGACACCCACAGUCAGGACAACACUGCAAGCUCAGACAAACACAGAGAAUCCUACAGCCCAGCCAGGAACAGGAGAAAACUUGGGUCGAAUCGCCGGAGCAAAGGAAGCCAUGAAAUGGUCUAUGCUGCUGAAACAUACAGUAACGUUAAAGAUGAUGCUGAGCUGCCAAAAAUAAACAAUGUGACCUUUGAAAUAGAAACAACAGAGAAGACAAAGAUAGAGCUGAAAGACAGCUCAGACACCUUUCCAGAUGAGAAAAUGCAUGGUCUCGACAGAGGGAAUACACAUUCAGACUCAACUAAACCCCAACUGCUAAUUCAGCUAUCAAAUUUUGAGGAGAUGCCUGAGGAGAUACUUCCAGUUGAAGUCAAAACAAAAGCAGGGGAGGAAAAUGAAACAUCAUCACAGAAUGGAAAUCUUGGAGAUACCCUGGAGAUACGGAUGCCCGAAAGCAGAUUUAAUGAAGACACAAAAAUCGACGACAGUCCAGCAAUAGCCACUAUUUCUUCACCGAAAGCGGAAACAUCCUCAGAUGAACAUGAGCUGUUUGGCUUUUCUCAAGUCUGUGAAGCUCAACAUCCCGACAGGGAGGAAAAUGAAACCUCAUCACAGAAUGGAGAUCUUGGAGAUACCCUGGCGAUAAGUAUGCCCGAAAGCAGAUUUAAUGAAGACACAGAAAUUGAGGACAGCCCGGCAAUAGCCACUAUUUCUUCACCGAAAGCGGAAACAUCCUCAGAUGAACAUGAGCUGCUUGGCUUUUCUCAAGUCUGUGAAGCUCAACAUCCAGACAGUGAGGAAAAUGAAACAUCAUCACAGAAUGGAAAUCUUGGAGAUACCCUAGAGAUACGGAUGCCCAAGAGCAGAUUUAAUGAAGACACAGAAAUCGAGGACAGUCCGGCAAUAGCCACUUUUUCUUCACCGAAAGCGGAAACAACCAUAGAUGAACAUGAGCACUUUGGCUUUUCUCAAGUCUAUGAAGCUCAACAUCCAGGCAGGGAGGAAAAUGAAACCUCAUCACAGAAUGGAAAUCUUGGAGAUACCCUGGAGAUAAGCAUGCCCGAAAGCAGAUUUAAUGAAGACGCAGAAAUCGAGGACAGUCUGGCAAUAGCCACUAUUUCUUCACCGAAAGCGGAAACGACCACAGAUGAACAUGAGCACUUUUCUCAAGUCAGUGAAGCUCAAGAUCCAGACGAAAAUUUGACCCAAGAGGUUAAUUCAUCAGAAACGGAACAAACAAACGACUCAGAAAUCUUGACCGAUGGACCAAGAGGCGAUGUUGACAAAACAUUGAAAACCCUUGUCAAUGAAUUUUUUGAAACACAUAUGUCUGACCUAAGCGCUCUUGAUUCAGUUUUAAAUCCACAGGACAACCCAGAAGAACAAUAUAUGUUAGAGGAAAACACAGAGAUUUUGGAACAGACAAAAGAAAAUCAUGCCCAUGACACCAAGGAAGCGGUCAACACAGAAAAAUCAGACCCCACAAAAAGUCAGGAACAUGACGAGGAAGCCCAAAGGACAACCGAUGACGAGCAGAGUACUAAUGGAAUCUUAAGUGGAAUGCCUGAGAGCAGAUUGUAUUCACAAAGUGUGCAAUCAGAGGAAAGUUCACAAAGUGAGGACACCACUACCAGCAUAGAGCAACAAAAAGACUCCUUCAGCCAAAAUAGAAACAGGAGAAAACUUGGGUCUCAUCGACGGAACAAAAGAGCUUUUGUAAAGAACUUUGCAACUGAGUCAUACAAGGAAAUUGCAGACAGUGCUGCCGGAAACGGCGGAGAUGAAAAGGAUCCCCCAGAAACCAAAGACACAGUGUUUGCGAUAGAAACCACUGAGAUGGAAAACAUUGAAAAAAAAGGGCCUAGUGAAGAAGAGUGCGGGCCAACUAAAGCCACAAUUUUCCUACCAAAAGAAAAAACUGAGGAACAACAUGAGCUUUUCAGCAUGUCUGGAGAUGAUCAACAUUUAGACAACAAUAUUAGUAAAAUGCCCAACCAAAUGGUGAAUCUUGUAGAAGUUGAUCAACUAAAUUCUAUUGAUGACUCUGCAGUUACAGAGAUCUGCUCUCCUGCUGGAAUCAUGCAAAUGGAAGCUUCUGUGGAACACGAAUCCAACAAAGAACUAAUGCAAGCAUCACAAGAUCACACAAAACCAAUAUUCAAAGCCACAGAGACUAUAGAAGCUGUGAAAAGCCAAAUAAUUCAAGAGGAGGACUCAAAUUCUCUAAACCCAGACAAAGAUGUCAUUGCCAGUUCUCAAGGGGAAGUCCCAAACACAUUUUGUAUUCCUACUCAAGACACAAAUAUUAACUCUACACCUAACUUGAGUGUACAACAAUCAGAAGAAACCUUCCAGCUGUCCUCAAAGGAAGAAUCACUGGAAAAUGUCCUGGAAGCCGAGAAGAGUGCCUUGAAAGAAAUAAGGGAUCAUUCAGAAGUAACAGGACUUUUAAAUGUGUCUUCUACUAAGAAGAGAAGGAUGGGAUCUACACGCCGGUCUCGUAUGAGCGGAAAACAAGCAGAAAUGGACAAGGAAGAUGAUACAAGAUCCCUGGAAAAUGUAGGAGUCCUGGAGGAUCUACCGCAGACUGAAGCAUUACCAAGUCAAAGAGCCAAAUCAUCAGGUAAAGAAGAGCAAGAAUACAACAUGGUUGAGAAUGACCAGAAGAUUCACAAGAGUACCAGAGAAAGCAAGGUGAUACCAACCACAGAUGAAGUCACGACUCUCCUUUCAGAACAGGUGUCCUCCCACGAGGCCACACAACAUGAUGGAAAUUUAAUGCAAGAUCAAGACGAGCUCAUGGGCCAACCAUCAAACAUUCAAGCGAUAAACACUGAGAGUGAAGGAGUUCCUGAUCAAAACUUGAAAAGUCCUCGUUUGAACUUGGCUAAUCAAAAAAGAAAGAUGGGCUCCACGCGCAGAAGUUUAGGAACUAAGUCAAAGAGGGACUUGGAGCUGAAGUUGGAUUUGAGUAAUGAGGUAGGGGUCACAGCUCCUGUGCAGGAUCUCUUCUGUCAAAGCGAAGAUAAAAAAUUAAAUCCUAAGAGCUCAGGUCUUGGACCAACCAACCAAGAAAACGUCUGCGACCCUCCAAGCACAGCUGAGACUCUUCAGUCAGGCGAAGAAAAUCUCAGUUCGGAGCAUCAUCCAGUUCAAGGUGACGUUAUAGAAAAACAGUCUACCUCAACCAAACUUGAUAUGCUCUCCGAAUCAGAGCUAAAAGUGAGAAAGCGGAAACUGGGAUCUCACCGGAAGUCCAAAGUACAACAAACCUACGGCAAUCAAAGUGAAAAAGACAACAUGAUGCAAAAACAAGCCGAGAGAGAUGAAAAAAUAAUCACACACGAACAAGCGGAUGACGCCAUCCACGGGUCUGAUGAAGCACAGAGUACUCUAAGUGAUACCGACCCAUCAAAGUCUAUGAGAAACAACACAUCAGAGGAAGCGCUGCCACCCCGAGUCCAUCAUCAGGUAACCCUCAAUGUGUCGGCAGGUGAAGCAGGCAACUCGAAAGCGAAGCCUUUUAACGUGGUCAUGGUCGGCGACAGCAGCGUGGGCAAGACGUCGUUCAUGAAACGAGCGCAAAAUGGCAAAUUCUUUCCGGAUUUGCCUGCCUCUGCUGGCCUUGACACAUGCUUGUGGACGGUGGUCGUGGAUGGCAAACCUGUGGUGCUCCAACUGUGGGAUACGGCGGGUCAAGAAAGGUUUCGCAGUAUCACCCAUCAGGUAUUCCACAGAGCGCAUGCAUUUCUCCUGAUGUAUGACAUCACGUCUUCUCAAAGCUUCACCGCAGUCCACUACUGGGUGACAUGCAUUCAAGAAAACGCCACAAAAAAUGUUCCUGUUUUACUUCUUGGAAAUAAAAGCGAUCACAUUGAGCGUCAUGUUUCAACCGAAGAGGCUCAGAAGGUUGCAAAGACGUUAAACACAGACUUCAUGGAGUGCAGCGCUGUCUCUGGUGACAAUGUGAUUCAGUCUUUGGAGGCAGUUGCCAGAUUGCUGAGCCAUAAAGAUGACGUAAGAGAUGAAACCCUGGCGUUACAUAAAGAACCUCCAAAGAAGAAAGCAGGAUGUUGCUGAACAGACAAGUGGUGCAUUACGGCAGUGUAUCAUUGUGCAUCUGAGGAAUUACCAGAUUAAAAAAAAAAAAAAAAAAACUUUUCUGCUCGCAAAAUUAGUUAAAUGACAUUGAGUUCUACCUUGUAUUAUGAUAUAGAGUGUGUUUAUGGAAUGCUGCCUUGCCACGCUGUACUGCUUAGAUUGACGAGUGCAAUAAUGGCUCAACAAGUUUAUUUGGUUGUGAAUGUAAUAAAAUGCUUAAUAAAGUUAAUUCAAUGAAAA